Arabis nemorensis is the source of this 1521-nucleotide messenger RNA. The record is from the annotation of a GenBank genome assembly. NCBI's taxonomy places the organism in Eukaryota, Viridiplantae, Streptophyta, Magnoliopsida, Brassicales, Brassicaceae.
AUGUAUCAGAGGGCUUUUGCAGCAAGUGAAAUGGGACAAAGAAAUAGAUCGGUCGAUUUAGAAAUGGAGCAGCAGCUAUCUCAAGCUUCUCUUCAACCAGAACCUUGCAUCCUUUUAGGCAGUUUUCCGCAACAAUCGGAGAUUAAUAAUAUCCCUGCCAUGGUUGCAAACGUUCCUAAUUUAGAAACUCAUUCUCUUCAAGACCCAACUUAUGAUAACUCGGCAAUGUUCUACGGUCUUCCUCAGUACCAUCAUCAUCAUCACCAGCGUGCUCCUGCGAAUUUCUAUGUUCCCUAUCUGGCAUUUCAGGGUCCGCCAAGUCAGUUACCAUCUUCUAGUAGUCACGGUGUAGUUGGAGUAAGCGCUGAUCAUGAAUACGAAAGGAAUGCUCAUUUUAUGGAUCACAAUAGAGGGACAUAUAAAAGAAAGAACGCCGAAGGAAUACCCGGAAAUCCUCAGUAUUUAAGUACUUUAGCAGCUCCAUUCAAUACACCGGAGACUGUAGCACCUUUUGGAGGCGCGAGGAACAGACCAGGACCUGUUACGAUGAAUCCUGUUCUUCCUCCUCAUGCUCCAAACGGCUUCAUUCAAGGGAACUAUGCAAGUCAUCCUCCUUUUCCACCUCCUGGCUCAAUAUGGUAUGAUCAACACCAUGGCAGAUCUGAUGGUUCACCUUCGUUUUGGCCCCACGCGCCUUACAUGCACGGUAGUAAUGUUGUCGCUGGUUCCAUAGAGUCUAGUAGCAGAAACCCUACAACAUUCAUGUAUCCUUCUCAGUUAAACCCGAGGGACCACUAUUAUAGUCAUCAUCAUCACCCGGCACCUCCUCCUGUACAAGGAGUGAGAGGUCAGAGCGCUACAUUAUACCCUCACAUGGCUUCUUCAACCUCAUACAGAGUUCCUCCUGGUAACUUUGUUCCUCAGAACACAAUGAAUAGCGGUCCCUCGGGUACAGAGAUGGGUUCGAGUCACAUGGGUCCAGUUCAGCCAACCGGGUUUCGGAUAUACCAGCAUCAUCAGCGAGAUGAUUCUGUACCUGUAGCAACUCUUAGACAACACCGUGGAGGACUUCCUCGGCUUAGAGUGAUGCCUGAUGAUGAAGUUGCGCUAUUGGAGUUUGGAGAUUUCCUUGGCGGUCCUGGAAAUAAUCACAUUGAUCAUCAUCGAGAUAUGCGAUUGGACAUCGAGGAAAUGUCUUACGAGGACCUUCUUGCGUUGAGCGAGCGAAUUGGAACCGUAAACACUGGUUUGCCAGAGGAAGAUGUUAAGAAUCAUCUAAAAACAAGAACAUGUUUAGGAAUCAACCUUGAAAAAGAGCCGUCUUCUUCUCCACGAACCAAAGAUAUCGAAACUGAGCCGUGCACAAUAUGUCAGGAAAGCUUCAAGAACGAAGAAAAGAUUGCGACUUUAGAUUGCGGGCACGAGUAUCAUGCGGAAUGCUUGGAGAAAUGGCUGAUUGUGAAGAACGUUUGUCCAAUCUGUAAAUCAGAGGCACUGGUUAUGGAGAAGAGAAAGGUAUAA